Molecule: messenger RNA, 637 nt
Organism: Capra hircus (goat)
Lineage: Eukaryota; Metazoa; Chordata; Mammalia; Artiodactyla; Bovidae
Gene: RPL26
Product: ribosomal protein L26
Exons: 4
Coding region: 156-593 (145 amino acids)
Biological process (GO): ribosomal large subunit biogenesis; cytoplasmic translation
Cellular component (GO): cytosolic large ribosomal subunit; ribosome
Molecular function (GO): structural constituent of ribosome; RNA binding
Source: RefSeq, a predicted model, not a curated record
UUGAUGUCUUCCAGUUUCCUCUCCGCGUUCAAACUCCGCGCCUCUCUUGCUCAAGAAACAUCGGUCUCGCGAGAUCUUGCGGAAACUUACAGAACCGGAAGCAGCCUGCAGAUCUCUUCCCUUCUGUGGCCAUCGCUGAAACGCUAGCGGCCAAAAUGAAGUUCAAUCCCUUUGUGACUUCUGACCGAAGCAAGAAUCGAAAAAGGCAUUUCAAUGCGCCUUCCCACAUUCGCAGGAAAAUUAUGUCUUCUCCUCUUUCUAAAGAGCUAAGACAGAAGUACAACGUUCGAUCCAUGCCCAUCCGAAAGGAUGAUGAAGUUCAGGUUGUACGAGGGCACUACAAAGGGCAGCAAAUUGGCAAAGUAGUCCAGGUUUACAGGAAGAAAUACGUCAUCUACAUUGAACGAGUGCAGCGGGAGAAGGCUAACGGCACAACUGUCCAUGUGGGCAUUCACCCCAGCAAGGUGGUUAUCACCAGACUAAAACUGGACAAAGACCGCAAAAAGAUCCUCGAACGUAAAGCCAAAUCUCGCCAAGUAGGAAAGGAAAAGGGCAAAUAUAAGGAAGAAACAAUUGAGAAGAUGCAAGAAUAAAGUCAUCUUGUCUACAGCUUUCAUUAAAAACUGUUAAAAUGAAA